Molecule: messenger RNA, 859 nt
Organism: Drosophila simulans
Lineage: Eukaryota; Metazoa; Arthropoda; Insecta; Diptera; Drosophilidae
Exons: 2
Coding region: 147-764 (205 amino acids)
Source: RefSeq, a predicted model, not a curated record
CAGACCUCAGGGUCAGAAGUUCAUUGAGCUAGAUAGUUUUGAGAUAAAAGUCAGACACUUUUCUCAAUUGCCUCGUGCCAGGAACACUGAACACUCACCAAAUUUCUCUCAUUAGAGCGUUUCUCUAGGAUAACCCAACCUAUACAAUGUGGAUGCAACAAGGCUGUCGUGGGCUUGCAAAAAGCACCAGGCGAAAAGAUGACGACAGUAAGCCACAAUCUAUGAUUACCAGUGCAUACGGGGACGAAUACAUGUACAAUGCAUAUUUGGCUAAGAAUACUUUUCAAUUACCGGCGGGCAAAGAUAGCGUCUAUCUCGCCAACCCUUCGAUGAACGAGCUAAUGCGAGCUAUUCAAAGUGGCUCCUCAUUUAAGCGCGUCGUAGUAUCGAUGAUUGUCCCAUUGCCCAGAACUUUCCAGCUGCUGGCACCAGCGAACUCUCCUCGCCAUCAAAAUGUAAGACUUACCCCAAAUGUAGUGCACCGAAGACAUUCUUUCGAUCACCAGUUGCAUCAGCAGCGAGUGGGAAAGUCGUCAAUUCAACGACUGCCGAGAGUGCACUCGCAGGGCGAUUUGUUGCAGCCAAGGCUGUCGUUUUGUGAUGAGAUGAUCUCUAGAGAUGCCCUGCCAGUGCGCGUGGCUCCUUUGGAAACGCCCACGAAGCCCCAGGAACUGGCGACCGAGGAGCCGAAUAAGAAUGCAUGCUAUUGGAUUGGCUUGGCACACUUGCUAUUGGUGAUUUCUUGCCUGCGCGGUCUCUUUUAAGCAAACAUUCAAGUAGAGAACUUCUGAAUAGUGUUUUUACCCGUCUUACAGCGUACAGCCCUUGAAUAUGUAUUAAACUCUUCCAACAUGCCGAA